CAUGAUUGUUUGGCCUCUUUACACGUGAAUCGUUUCUCACGGCCUAAUCCACGGCUCAGACGCUCAACGGGAAACUGUCCAUUCACAUCUCGUCCAGCCAUCUCAGAUCCUGUGCUCGCUUUCCACUAGGCCGGUCUCUUCCGAUCACUCUCUCCACAUAGGUCUUUGUGCGGUGUUCCUGACUGGCGGAGUACCGUCGCAUCCUGUCGGUUCGGAUAUUCGCCGACAGGACGAGAGAGGAGGGAGAGAGCCUAGAGGUGGGACGAUAUCCCCAGAGCUCAGGGUAACACCGUCUAUUCAGCGGAGUCUAGCGGCCGCUGACCGGUCGGACCCCUCUUCUUAGUUCAUCGUCUCCGCGACCGUGUGUCUGCUUAUCUCCCUUGCCCGUUGUUGUCCGUCCCAUCUAGCCGUCGGCGAAGCCUCCGGUUCGCGGUGGUUGGAAAGGCAGACGGGGGGGCCAGACGCGUCGUUUUUGGUCGGCCAAGAUCGGCAGAGAUAAGCAUCUUGAAUUGUUUUUUUUUCUCACCCCUUUCUCUCCGUUUGCUCCCGUUCGCCGCGGAGAGUCGCACCAGCCCCUCCCCGCCGUGGGGUCUGCGUAGAAUGGCAGCCCUCUUCAAAAGGGCGACCACCCGGUGGCGGUCCCGGGACGCGACUCUCUGCGAGCCCGUAACGAACCCGGGCUCUCUCGCAGACCAUCACGACGACCACGGUGAAGGGCAGAGCUUGAUCGCCAACAUGGAAUCAUCAUCCGACGCCCAGCAGCACCCUCCCGCUGAGGCGCGGGAUGGGGAGCGACAGCACAUUGAUAGCGGCAUGGCCAAGAAGAUUGUCCGCAAGAUCGACCGCAACAUCAUCCCGCUGCUCUUCAUCACGUACAUGUUCAACUUCAUGGACAAGACCAUCCUGUCGAGCGCGUCCGUGUUUGGUCUGAGGAACGACACCAACCUCAAGGGCCAGAACUACAGCUGGGUGUCGAGCAUCUUCUACUUUGGCUACUUCGCCUGGACGUACCCAACCUCCAUCCUCAUCGCGCGGCUGCCCGUCGCCAAGUACAUGACGGCCAACACCUUCUUUUGGGGCGCCGUCGUCGCCCUCACGGCCGCCUGCCGCAACUAUGGCGGCCUGCUCACCGUACGCUUCCUUCUCGGCAUCGCCGAGGCCACCAUCACGCCGGCCUUCAUGUUCCUCACCUCGACCUGGUACACCCGCGACGAGAUCCCGACCCGCACCGGCAUCUGGUUCGCCGGGAACAGCGUCGGCGGCCUCGUCGCCUCCUUCGUCGCCUUCGGCUUCGGCCACAUCUCCAACGACGACAAGGUCGGCCCCUGGCGCUGGAUGUACAUCGUCCUCGGCGUCCUGACCUUCGUCUGGGCCUUUGUUCUCUGGAUCUGGCUGCCCGACACCAUCUCCAAGGCGCGCUUCCUCACGGCCGACGAGCGCCGCUACGCCGCCGACCGCGUCGUCGUCGCCGGCACCGGCUCGACGGAGAAGACGGCCUGGAAGUGGGACCAGGUCAAGGAGUGCUUCGUCGACCCCAAGACCUGGUUCAUCUUCGGCCUCGAGAUCAUCACGCAGAUUCCCAACGGCGGCACCCAGAACUUCGCCAAUCUCGUCAUCAAGUCGUUCGGCUUUACGAGCCUGCAGUCGACCCUCAUCAACAUCCCCUACUCGCUUCUCUCGGCCGGCAUCAUCGCCGGUACCGGCUGGCUCGCGGGUCGCUACCGCAAGAUGAACUGCAUCCUCAUCGCCAUCAUCGUGCUGCCGUGCAUCACCGGCGCCGCCAUCAUCUACUCCCGCGACAGCGUCAGCAGCGGCGUUCAGCUGUUCGCCUACUUCCUCCUGUCCCCCGGCCCGGCCGCCAUGCCGCUCGCCAUGUCGCUCGUCCAGGCCAACUACCGCGGCGUCACCAAGAAGAUGACCAUGUCGGCGUUGCUGUUCCUGGCCUACUGCGCCGGCAACAUUGCCGGCCCCCAGUUCUUCAAGGCCGCCGAGGAGCCCCACUACAACACGGCCUUCCGCACCAUCAUGAUCUGCUACGCGCUCGUCGUGGUCCUGGCGCUCGGCCUGAGGUUCUACCUGCAGUGGAUGAACGCCAAGCGCACCAAGGAGGAGGGGUACGAGGGCAGCGCCGGAGGUGCGGGUGCUGUCGGUGGUGGCAAGGUGAUGCAGGCGGACGGAAACGCCAAUGAUGUUGCGGAUAUGGUUGACCGGGUCGAGCUGCGGCCCGAAGACUAUGAGGAUGUGACCGAUUGGAAGACUGCCGGCUUCAGGUAUCGCCUUUGAAAGAAAGACUUUGCGUGGGCGGGUGGUGUUGUAUUUAGAGACGAAGCCGAGGUGAGAUGUGUAAAAUUUGCUAGACUUCGAGAUCGGUCGUUAAAGAGUAAAUAAGAGAGAAUGUUGUCGCUGGAAGCGACGGAAU
This is a messenger RNA of Colletotrichum destructivum, 2419 nucleotides long. Its product is annotated as Putative major facilitator superfamily, MFS transporter superfamily. NCBI's taxonomy places the organism in Eukaryota, Fungi, Ascomycota, Sordariomycetes, Glomerellales, Glomerellaceae. The record is from RefSeq and is a predicted model, not a curated record. Gene Ontology annotation, cellular component: membrane. Gene Ontology annotation, molecular function: transmembrane transporter activity. The transcript is spliced from 2 exons. The coding region runs from base 601 to 2283 and encodes 560 amino acids. Gene Ontology annotation, biological process: transmembrane transport.